CGCUGUUUGAGAAGCUCGCGAAUGCAUGUCUGUCUCGCCCUGAUGCGGGCAGGCGCAGCUUGGUGCCUGUGCUCAACGCUGGCCGGCCGUGAAUGAUAAAACUGGCAUAAAACUCAAGCCUUUCGUCCGGCUCGUGACAGUCGGCUUUGAUUAUUUGGCCUCACCGGGAGGCGUUUCUUUGCAUCGGCGCUGUAGCGACAAAGCGAAGGUCACAGUAUCUACAUAUGCAUACGGAGCCGGUGAUGAAACAAUCUGUGCUAUUCGCUGCUCUGCUUCUCCUGGGAAUUAUUGCGGCUAGCAAGGCCAUCGAAUGCGAAGACCCGAUGCCAUUGAAGGGUAAAUGGGUGACCAACUCGGAGAACAAGAAGCAAUGCGUAAUCCUGGUCAAGGAGAAAUGCGACGGCAUGCGUGACAUUCCCACAGAAAAAUGGCGUCGUGGCAAGAAGGUGCGCGACAACUGCGACAUCCCUCGAUUGACAGCCAUCGGCUCCUUCAUUAAUAGCGAAAAGUUCAACGGACACGCGGCCAUCUUUGACUCCUGUGACACCGACGGAAUCUGGGUGAUUGAUCAGUGGGACGCUGCUCCUGUGGACCGCCGCAAGGUUCCCUACGGAGACGCUCGUCCUUACUUCAACGGCGACAACUACUAUAUGAUAGAGUUGUGAUGAACGAACUCACCUAAAUUUCCAUCGUAACCUGUGCGCAACACGUAACGCUCUCAUUUGCACAAAACAGGCGAAAUACGUUGAAAGUGUUCAAGAUAUGCAAUGUUCGGCCAGACAAUGCCUUGAUUGUGAUGUCCCCUCGUUAUAAAUUGUUGAUGAAAAUAAAGGCGAGCAA
This is a messenger RNA of Rhipicephalus sanguineus (brown dog tick), 840 nucleotides long. RefSeq lists its product as uncharacterized. NCBI's taxonomy places the organism in Eukaryota, Metazoa, Arthropoda, Arachnida, Ixodida, Ixodidae. The transcript is spliced from 5 exons. Bases 225 to 665 code for a protein of 146 amino acids. The record is from RefSeq and is a predicted model, not a curated record.